GCAUAAGAGGAAGUUAGCUGAUCUUUGAAAUCUAAAGAUGAAUAUUCGUUUGACGUUGGUAUUAAUUGCUGCUGCACUGAAAUAACGUAUACCAGGUUUACUCAGUAGCGGUAACAGUUCCUAAACGUGGUAGACCUGUUCUUGAAACCCAUAUUCCUGAACUUGGUGACAAUGAAGCGACCAUGACCGCUGGUUCAGUGUUUACGUCACAUCAUCCUACGCCUGCAGCUGAUCUCUUGAGCCGGGAAGUGGCCUUUAGUGUGCAGAAAGUUACUAACACCUUCCACGCCGUCACUCGCGUUCAUUUCAGGGACGUUUUGACUAACAUCGGUGGAUGCUGGGACCCCAUCACCAGUGAGUUCGUGGCUCCCUACAACGGUGGCUACUACUUCAUAUUUCAUGUACUAGGCGCUAGGCACAGCGACUUCACAAUGACUCUGAUGAAAAAUGGGGUGUAUCAAGUAACUGCUUACGGCACAGAGAAGACCUUCGAAACUGCAUCUAACUCUGCCUUCCUGGAGCUGCGUCGACUAGACAAGAUCUGGCUGAUGCUGCAGCAAGGCAGCAUUGAUGAACACCCUGGCAAUGAAACCUACAACACAUUUGCUGGCUUCCUUAUGUUUCCCUUGUAAACUGUGUAUUUCUGUGAUAAACUAUAAAUGAGACAAUACUUAAA
Molecule: messenger RNA, 676 nt
Organism: Cherax quadricarinatus
Lineage: Eukaryota; Metazoa; Arthropoda; Malacostraca; Decapoda; Parastacidae
Product: cerebellin-2-like
Molecular function (GO): protein binding
Source: RefSeq, a predicted model, not a curated record